AGUUUCAACAGCGCGAGACUAUUUCCGUUUGAGCAUGCGCAGUGAAGUUAAGUGACCGAAGCAGAGCCUCUCGGGUGUUAUUGUUUGUGUGGCUGACUGACGCUCGAUGAGAAGUCCAUUUACUGCUCCUGUACACGCGUGGAAACACACAUUUUAACAGAACCAGCAAACAGGCAGCUACUAUGGGAGCCGGUGGGAGCUCCGAGGCCGAAAGGGAGCCGCUUAUUAUCCCCGCGAAUGGAGAGACACACACUCGGCCAGUUCACAGCAGAGUGUACAGAAGAAGAUGGCUGGUUCUGAUGCUGUUCUGUCUGCUGGGACUACUGCAAGGGAUGGUGUGGAAUUUCUGGGGUCCCAUCCAGGUCUCGGCGGGUCACGCGUACGGCUUCACCAAGGCUGACAUCGCGGUUCUGGUGCUGUGGAGCCCCAUGGGGUUUCUUCCCUUUUUCCUGUUUAUGUGGCUGAUGGAUAAAAAAGGUCUGAGGGCGUCCCUCCUCCUCUCGGGGUUCUUCAUGCUGCUAGGAGCGGUCCUGAGGUCCCUCCCACUAUCAGAACUGCGUCUCAGACGAUGGUUCAUUCAUGGAGGUCAGUUUAUGAACGGUUUAGCCGGCCCGACCAUAAUGAGCGCCGGCCCCUUCCUCUCCACUACAUGGUUCGCCCCCGACCAGAGAGCCACCGCGACAGCCGUGGCCUCGCUCUUCGCUCACCUCGGAGGCGCUGCUUCCUUCGUGAUCGGACCUCUUAUAGUGCCGUCGCCCAACGACACAGAAGGAGGUGUACUGCAAGCAGCUCUCCCGGACAGCACCAUCCGGUCCAGGAUCCAGUUGGUUAUGUAUACAGAGCUGGCUGCAAUCGCCUUGAUCUAUGCGGCAGUCGUGCUCUAUUUCCCAUCGCGCCCGCCGAUACCUCCCAGUGUGGCUGCUGCAAGCCAGAGGCUCAGCUACAGGAGCAGCAUGUGCAGACUUUUCAGAAACCACCGCUUCCUGAUGUUAGCUCUGGCCUACGCAGUCCCCAUGGGAGUGAUGUCCGGCUGGGCUGGAGUCCUCGACAUGUUGCUCACACCAGCCAAAGUUAACCAGGUGGAUGCCGGUUGGAUUGGUUUCUGGUCGAGUGUCGGUGGAUGCGUGUUUGGAGUAGCAAUGGCCAGGUUUGCAGACUCCAUCCGUGGGAUGCUGAAGCUGAUCCUGGUGCUGCUGCUGGCAGGAGCCUCAUUGUCCUCCACCUGGUUCACACUCACCUGUUUGUGCAGAGUCACUCACCUCCCUUCCACUGCAGCCAUCCUCUACACCUCCUGCAUCCUGGUGGGCGUUUUCAUGAACAGCAGCGUGCCAAUUUUCUUUGAGCUCUUCAUUGAGACCGUGUACCCGGUUCCUGAAGGCAUCACCUGUGGAGUGGUCACUUUCCUCGCCAACCUGUUCUGCGGCGUGCUCCUCUUCUUCCUCACCUUUUAUAGCACAGACCCGACGUGGGUGAACUGGUGUCUGGCCGGCUCCUGCGUCUUCAGCCUCAUUCUCAUCCUCUUCUUCAGGGAGUCCUACGACCGUCUCUACCUGGACGUCUUCGUCUCUGUGUGAUGCUGCUGAAAAACUACACCACGACUUGACGACACAGGACUGAAUAAUAUAUAUAUUCUUGCACAAAGACGAUGAGAAAAGGGAGAAGAAAGGAAAGUGGAACUGACACUUUCUUUUAAGGUGUAAGAUUUUAGGAUGACGUUGUAAAUAUUCAUGACCGUGAUGGUGAUGGAUCUCUUGUUGUGUGGCUACCGAGAAGAACCAAGACUUGAUCCAACAACGAUGUUUACUCUAAUAAUUGAUCGACUCGAUGCCAUGUGACUGCAACAAACAUCAUCACCUGAUUUUAUUUGUCUGUCUACGUUUGUUUGUAAACAAACUUUGUAAACGGUUUGAUUUUCCUAACCAGGCACAGCAUGACGGACUGUUAGUAGUUGUUGUUUACAGAUGAUCUAAUAUUUAAAGUUCUCAGUGUCGCCCCCUUGUGGCUGCUCCUUUUAACUUUCCUCAAAUCGUGUCUCAAAGCUGUACUGACUCCACAUCAGCAGGAGGCGUCCACUCAUAACAGGGAAGCAUAAAAAGACAGCUUCAUCAGCCAAUCAGCAGGCCUGGCUGUGCUGAGGCGGGACUUGACGUGGGACUAGUGGAGUUUUAGUGCCGUGACUCGCUGAGGAGCCCAACCUGUGAAAACGCCUUUACUGAGACACAGGUACUACUAAGAUGUUUAUGCAAAAAUGAUCCUCCACAUUGAUGAUUGGAUGUGGGCCAAAGAUGAGGGCUGGAAUUUGAUGAUAAUUCUGAUCUUUUUUUUUCUGAUCAAUGAACUGUUCAUGUGCACAAAGCAGAGCUGUUAAACUCUCAGAUUCAAGAGGUUUAUUUAUCAGCUUAUUUAUGAUUCAAUGUGUCAAAUUUAAGGAGAUUUAUUUUUAAUUAACAUCAGUGACAUUUUGUUUCUUUUCUUUCUUUCUUUUUAUUUUACAGUUUUUAAGUCUGUUUUCCUCAGCAGCCUGCCAGUAUUUAUUGGAAAUGUCUCAACACUAACAUAUUUAACACCUAGUUUCACUGGAACAUUCUGUUUAGUGACAUUUUCAGCCGCUGCAGAAAAAGGCACAGUUAGGGAGAUCAUUUUAUUACACAGGCAUUAGGGUAACGUUACUUUAUUCAUGCCAAGCUGCUCCUCUAAAGCACCAGCAGGUGUCUCUGCGCCAACUUGAAAGUGUACUGACAAAACAAAAAAAAAACCCUGAAGGAGAAAAGAAAAACAAAGCCGCCAAUUUCUUGGAUUCCUUCGCCGACUAAACUUGACACGUGACAAAGGAAAAAGCUCCAGAUCUGGAGGGAGAAAAUCACAGAAAAACACAUUACGGCUAAUGAAAAACAUCUGUAACUUGAAGACAAAUUUGAUCUGUGACUUGUCAUUGACUUCUCUGUGUGUCUUUGUCGUGCACAGCAGCUAUGAGGUGUUUUAAUGUGUUUCCCUCUGGGGUUGGAGGAGGCUCUGUAAUGUGUUUCCUGGUGCUUUUUUUUAUUUUUUACUCCUUGUACAGACAAAAAAAAAAAAAAAAGGUUGUCUUUUACCUUUUCGACGUGUUGCCUUAAUUGCCCAGUGCGGUGCGUUCAGCCUCCCUCUCCUCCACACUGUGACUACUCUGUCUGUGUAUGUUGUUAAAGGUCAUGUUCUCCUGUUCUGCAGCUCACACUCUGUGGUUUUAGAAGGCUUUGGGUUUUAAAUGUCUUUGUUCUGUGGUAAAGAUAAAGAGAAAAUGUGACUGUUUAAUUUUUCCAGCACCUUAUUAAAACAAACAUUUUAAGAAUAA
This is a messenger RNA of Notolabrus celidotus (New Zealand spotty), 3331 nucleotides long. RefSeq names its product solute carrier family 49 member 4 (gene slc49a4). Gene Ontology annotation, molecular function: transmembrane transporter activity. The transcript is spliced from 9 exons. Gene Ontology annotation, cellular component: membrane; intracellular membrane-bounded organelle. The record is from RefSeq and is a predicted model, not a curated record. The coding region runs from base 183 to 1574 and encodes 463 amino acids. NCBI's taxonomy places the organism in Eukaryota, Metazoa, Chordata, Actinopteri, Labriformes, Labridae. Gene Ontology annotation, biological process: transmembrane transport.